This is a messenger RNA of Mesocricetus auratus (golden hamster), 2086 nucleotides long. RefSeq names its product 8-oxoguanine DNA glycosylase (gene Ogg1). Bases 329 to 1366 code for a protein of 345 amino acids. The transcript has 8 exons. The record is from RefSeq and is a predicted model, not a curated record. NCBI's taxonomy places the organism in Eukaryota, Metazoa, Chordata, Mammalia, Rodentia, Cricetidae. Gene Ontology annotation, molecular function: damaged DNA binding; 8-oxo-7,8-dihydroguanine DNA N-glycosylase activity. Gene Ontology annotation, biological process: nucleotide-excision repair; base-excision repair, AP site formation; base-excision repair. Gene Ontology annotation, cellular component: nucleus.
CGCGGCUUUCCAAAAACCCCGACGGCUGCGCAGGAGGAGAAGGCACGCGACCGGAGGCUCUGGGGGCGGGGCCACAUCGGGAGGAAAAGGAGGGGCCUGCUCCGCAGAAAAGGAGAGUGGGCAGGGUAGGACUUUGACUCCCUGCAGGAGGCUGGUCUACCAGGGGAGGGAGACUCAAACGGGGACCGGCCUUACACCAGACCCAGAGCCUAGGACGCGAGGUGCUACACCCUGAGGGCGCGUGGUCACCUGCGAGGUAGGCCUUGGGGCUCCGGAAGGUCGCGUUCUGAGUGGACGGGGCCGUGAUGUGCCGGAGACUGCUAUCCGAAUGUUACUCGGCUCUCGUCUGCUUAGCAGCAUGAAGCAUCGCACCCUAACCUCCAGCCCGGCCCUCUGGGCUUCUAUCCCGUGUCCACGCUCUGAGCUGCGUCUGGACCUGGUUUUAGCUUCUGGGCAGUCUUUCCGGUGGAGGGAGCAAAGCCCUGCACACUGGAGUGGCGUGCUGGCAGAUCAAGUGUGGACACUGACACAGACGGAGGAGCAGCUCUAUUGCACCGUGUACCGAAGAGACAAGAGCCAGGUCGGCAGGCCCACCCUAGAGGAGCUGGAAGCCUUACACAAGUACUUUCAGCUGGAUGUCAGCCUGGCUCAGCUGUAUAGCCACUGGGCUUCUGUGGAUUCCCACUUCCAAAGAGUGGCUCAGAAAUUCCAAGGUGUGAGACUGCUAAGACAAGACCCCACAGAAUGCCUUUUCUCCUUCAUCUGUUCCUCCAACAACAACAUUGCUCGAAUCACUGGCAUGGUAGAACGGCUAUGCCAGGCCUUUGGGCCUCGACUCAUUCAGCUGGAUGAUGUCAUUUACCAUGGCUUCCCCAGCCUCCAGGCCCUGGCUGGUCCAGAGGUAGAGGCUCACCUCAGAAAGUUGGGUCUGGGGUACCGGGCCCGUUAUGUGAAUGCCAGCGCCAAAGCCAUCCUGGAAGAGCAAGGCGGGCUGGCUUGGCUGCAGCAACUCCGAGAAUCCCCAUAUGAAGAGGCCCACAAGGCCCUCUGCACCCUGCCAGGGGUGGGCACCAAGGUGGCUGACUGCAUCUGCUUAAUGGCCCUUGACAAACCCCAGGCUGUGCCUGUGGACGUCCAUGUAUGGCAGAUCGCCCAGCGUGACUAUGGCUGGCACCCUAAUACAUCCCAGGCUAAGGGACCGAGCCCCCUGGCUAACAAAGAACUGGGAAACUUUUUCCGGACUCUGUGGGGACCUUAUGCUGGCUGGGCCCAAGCAGUGCUGUUCAGUGCUGAUCUGCGCCAACCAAACCAGGCUCGGGAGCCGCCAGCAAAGCGCAGGAAGGUCUCUAAGAGUCCAGAAGGCUAGACCCUGGUUCUCACCCCCCGCUGUUGGCGUCAGCUGCUCCCCAUGGCUGGCUGGCUGUCCUUGACCCUCCUGACUGGUGCCCAGCUGAAGCUUCCUCAUGUGCCGAACCACGGCUGUGGCGUUGAAAGCUUGCUGUGGGAAGAGAGGAAGGGGACUGCUGAAAAGAUCCUCAAGGGCUAGGGGUUGGCAGUAGGAGUCUUGAAGUGAUUCUGCAACUGCUGUUCCCACGUUCCUUAGUGACUCCCAAGUCCUCCCAAGAAACCUGUAAGGCCUUACUAAGUUAUAUUCAGUCUUACACACAAGCACAUGUGUAAAAUGUGUACAAGGGAAUUCAUAUUCAUGUAACAAACACUUGGGUGUUAAGCACAGCUCUGAGCAUGUUUCAUGGUUAUUCAUUUAUCCUCACAAAAUUCUGUGAGGCAGCACUUUUGUGUUUCUCUUUUUAAAAAGACAGUGUUGCUAUGAAUCCUUGCCUCAGUCUUCAAAGUGCUGGGAUUACAAGCAUAUGUAUGCUACACACCAGGCCGACGAGCACUGUUUGUUUGUUUGAGACAGAAUCACUGUUUGUUUGUUUGUCUGUCUGUUUGUUUGAGACAGGGUCUCACUAUGUAGCAUUAGCUGUCCUGGACCUCACAGAGAUUGGCCUGCUUCUGACUUACAAGUGCUGAUAUUAAAGGUGUAUACCACUGCACCUGGCUCUGGCAAGCACUAUUAAUAGCA